AUGCCCCUCCCCUACGACCCCUCACGACGCGGUUCUAUUGGCGGCGGCCCUGCUGGCAGCCCACCCCAGCCCAACCAACAAGGUCUGCAUGCUCUCGCCGCCAUGUCGCAGAUGGCCACUGACACCUCCAAAGGGUCUCAUGAGCUCCCGCCGCCCCCGCCACACUUCCACUCUCGCCAAAUGCCCCCUCCCUCUCCGCCGAACCUCCCAUCCAGCGCGUCAUCGCUGUCGGCUUCUGCGCCGCGCGGGCCACCGAAUGCAUCGCCAUUCCCGAGCGUGCGCGACCUUUCAUCUUUCCAAUCACAUCGACCGGGCGGUGGGAUGUCGAUAUCAUCGAUCCUUGGUGGCGGCGAUGAGCGGAACCCACCCGGCUCGCCAAACGCGGCGAACAAUGCUGCGCCAACGCCGAAGUCCAUGCCGCCGCCAUCUCCAGCAAGAGCAAGGUCCUCAAGCAUGCGAGAGCCUGGCGCGAGGGGCUUCAGGGAGGCGAGUCCUCCUAGGAAUAUUGGUCCUGACCACCGACUUGGGACAGGUCCAGAUCGCGCCAUGAACGAGCCGCGCAGAGAUGGUAUGUUCGGUGCACCUCAAUAUCAACACGGCUUUCGAGCCUUCCAGCCGAUGCAAAUGGAGCAGAGGCCCGGCAUGAAUGGACAGGGUGCGCCAGGUCGUCCAAGCAGCCAACCCAUCGACAACCAUCCACCGCGCAAUACAGACAACAUCGCCCGGCGCGAACCCCCAUACGAAGGCCGCUUUGCAACGUUUCGGCACUUUGGAGAGCCACAGGCGCCGCAAGGACGAGGUGACAUGGGUGCACGACAUGACGUUGCACCCUUCCACAACGGUGAGGGCCCGACGUCGCAACCAGGUCCACGCAAGAUGUAUCACAGUCCUCAAAUGGAGCGCCAGCGUAGCCAAACGGGUCCAAACUUUCGGCCUGGCAUGUAUGGGACGCCGAUGCGCGAAGACCAGGCCGGUCUCUUCAGACCAUCAUAUCAGCAAGGCUUGGAAGGCCUUCGAGAACCAAUGGCAUCACCACGAUUUCAGGAUUUGCGUCGGGGUGAGAUGCCUCGAUCGUCGCCCCCUUUAUCGGACCUUGCAGCCGCCGAAAGGAUAAGACUGAGUUUGCUGGAACGGCCGCCAGCUGACAGGCCAAUGACAUUUGAAGAGCAUCAGCGCAUGGAGUUGAUGCAUCGCGAACAGCAGCAGAACAGGAAAGAGAGUGAUGGCUCUGCUCAUCGUGCGUUGUUGAACAUAUCGCCAGAGUUGAAUCGCAAGGGUCGCAACUCUCCGCUGCCACAAGCAGUGCAGGGCGCACAGCCCAGAUACGUUGGUCCUGGCGGGGACAAUCCGGGCAUCAAGAUGGAGUUCGGCCGGAUGUUCCCUGGUCUGGGCAGUGGUGUUGGAACAGCUACUCCAACGGCUGGCCAGUCGGCUAAUGGAACCACAACUCCAUCACGGAUGAGUCCAGCACGACACGUUGAGGGUGGGGACCUCGUCCGUACUGCUGUAGCAGAAAUUGAGAAUGGAAGAGGCGGGACCAAAUCUGGCGGAAGAGGUGGAAGGAAGAAUGCACGGCACAGGGUGGAGGAAGACGGACGAAUGAACGGCAACGGUACUGACACGCCUGACAAUCAGCGCAGCACCAAACGAUCGAAAACGAACCAUGCUGCACAUCACCACCAUCAUGUCCACCCGCGUCAUCAUCACCAUCAUCACCACCACGAUCCGAUCGACAAUGGCUCAAGUCCAUUCAACACGCUCCGUUUCCCAUCAGCCACUCCAGCCGCUCCGCAUCCCCACCAUCAUCACACAUCUCAUGCCCAUCCAGGCCACCACCAUCAUCAUGCGCCUCGGGCGUCAAUCACACGCAAGCCCACGACAACCGUUAUGAGCAGAAGGCUUGUCGAGGAGGCGGCAAAGAAGCCACGGAAGCACCUAGGAUCGCAGGUCUACACUUCCGAGCUGUCGAUGGCGCCCGCAGGAGAGACACCACUGGAUGCGAAGAUUAAAUUCAGCAGCAAGAUGAGACCGAUACCUCGCUUCGAUGGCAAGGAAAACUGCACGUACACAGUUCGCGUGCCUCGCUUGUACUUGGGUGGUAUUAGUGCCGGUGGUGAGAAGUCGGACAACGAAUACUUCCAGGAGAUCUGCAAGCAUCGCAACGUAUGGGGCACAGACGUCUACACCGACGAUUCCGACGUCAUCGCAGCCGCUGUGCACGCCGGCUGGAUCAAAGGCGACUUUGGCGACUACAACGACGACAUACGCGAAAUCUGCGGCAAUGAAUCCGAGCAGGACGAGCCGGAAGACAACAACCUCACCACGCUCGCCAUCAAGCCUCGACGACCGGUCAAAGUACCACCUGGCUGCGACGCGCAGUUCACGCUUCUCAUCCUGCCACCCCUAGAAUCUUAUGCGAGUACGAAUCAACACCACAUCUGGUCCCGCGAGUGGAAGGGCUCGCACGACGGGAUGUCGUAUAUAAUCCACCGGAUCGACUUCGUGGAGGAGAGCAGUACGAACCGUCUUGUCGAGCGCUCUGCUAUGGGCCGGAAGCAGCGACUGGCGAUGGAGGAGGCGAAGAGGAGGGAGGCGGCUGCUGGGCUGCUGAUGUUCGCUGGGGGAGGGGGAGGGGAUGUGAGAGUUGGUGCUUGA
Saxophila tyrrhenica is the source of this 2655-nucleotide messenger RNA. RefSeq lists its product as uncharacterized. The coding region runs from base 1 to 2655 and encodes 884 amino acids. The transcript has a single exon. The record is from RefSeq and is a predicted model, not a curated record. NCBI's taxonomy places the organism in Eukaryota, Fungi, Ascomycota, Dothideomycetes, Mycosphaerellales, Extremaceae.